AUGGCCUGUCCAUUUCCUUAUACCUAUGUCUCGUGCCCCUGUGCCGAUACACCUGUCCCCGACCCAGCCAGAAAGCGCAGGUCCAGGGAGUCGCCGCAGAAAUCAACCCCCGAGCGCACAAAAGCUAGCAGCGGUCAAGACACAAACGAAGUGAAACCGCCGCACACUCAAAAUGAGCAAGAUGAAGAGGAGGAGGAGGAGGAGCAAACCUUCGACCCGAGAUCACCUCGGUCCAAUUUUUCACUAUAUCCACCUGAACAGCUCCUUUACUGCGAAGAUUGCCACCAGAUCAAAUGCCCGCGAUGUAUAACAGAGGAGAUUGUGAGCUGGUACUGCCCGAACUGCUUAUUUGAGACACCCAGCAGCAUGGUGAGAGGAGAUGCAAACCGAUGCGGUCGGAACUGCUUCAAUUGUCCCGUCUGUACAGCUCCGCUAUCUGUCAGUACAAUUGAAAAUGUCACAGGAAAUGGUAAUCAGCAAGGCCCUUGGGUCUUAUCCUGUGGUUAUUGUCUUUGGACAACGCUUGACAUCGGUAUCAAGUUCGACAAACCCACCAAUAUUCGCAAUCAGCUACAGAAGAUGACCGACUCUCUAUCUGGCCCAGCAUUCGAUACUCGGUCAAGACAAGGAUCCCGCGCUUUCGGCGAUCUCAAAUCACCUUUGUCCAAUCUGGCGUCUAUUGAAGAGCCGGCUACUACCCAAGAUGGUGCCGGAGAGCAGCCCACGCAGAAUGACCAGGAAGUUACGCCCAAUCUAGGCGCAGAGGCCCGAUUUGCGACUCUAAAGAACUUCUAUCGAUCACAAAUUUCUGAGACAUCGACUUCUCCAAGUGAUGCUAUGGGCUCGGACUUUGGGUUCUCGUCGCCCGGUGCCUUGAACCGACUCAUGUCUCUAUAUGCUUCAUCGUCACGUCUAAGCGGACUAUAUGGCGGAAAUAAGAAGCAAAAGCCGAAGCCACCAGUCAUGCGCGAGGCAAUAAAUGCUAGCGAGGGUCUUCGCAUUGCCUCAGAAGACGGCGACGCCUCCAUCAUAGAGCGACUUGCUUCCCCGGAUUGCGGUUGGGAUGGCGUUGCAUCAUUGAGCCAGCGCACAGAACAAUCUCCUGAUGUCCGAUUCUCCCAUGACCUAAUGCCAUUACCGGUGCUUCUUCGCACGAAACGUGCUAAGCGAUGCAAGUCUUGCAAGCAUAUUCUCGUCAAGCCCGAAACCAAGCCACAGUCUACACGCUUCCGUAUUCGGCUUAUUGCUCUCAGCUACAUCCCACUCCCGACACUACGUCCCCUUACGCUUCCAUCUUCGUCUCUGGCCCCGUCUCCGGCUCCGGAUCUGAAUGCACUGGCCCCGUUGCGUCCCGUCCAUGUUCUGCUUACAUUGAAGAAUCACAUGUUUGAUCCGGUGCGCAUUACCUUGGCUACUCCGUCUGUUACUCCAGGCCGCGUUGCAAGCAAAGUGACGGUGCUUUCCCCUCAAUUCGACAUUGGGCCCAACAGCGAUGUCUGGGAUGAGGCUUUACAAGGUGCGUCGGCGCCUAUCACUACCGACCCUCGCCUCCGCGCUGCCGAGAAGAUUCCUGAGGCCGGCAAGGUCUGGGACAAGGGUCGCAAUUGGACUACAGUUGUUCUUGAAGUGAUCCCGGGAACACUACCUGGCUCAGAAGCUGAGGGUGGAAAGGAAGGGGCCGAUGAGGAUGAGCUCGCAGUUGCUUCGCAGCAAGAUGAGGAUGUUCUCGAAAUCCCAGUGUUUGUGCAUAUGGAAUGGGAUGCCGAGGCACAGCUCGAGCAGCAGAAUGUUGGAAAGGAAGCUAAGCCAGGUGACUUGGUGGCUCGAGAAUUGGCCUACUGGAUGGUGCUUGGUGUGGGGAGAAUCACGGCGUCGUUGUAG
Molecule: messenger RNA, 1881 nt
Organism: Penicillium waksmanii
Lineage: Eukaryota; Fungi; Ascomycota; Eurotiomycetes; Eurotiales; Aspergillaceae
Product: putative dynactin Arp1 p62 subunit RO2
Exons: 2
Coding region: 1-1881 (626 amino acids)
Cellular component (GO): dynactin complex
Source: RefSeq, a predicted model, not a curated record